UCCUCAUUUCUUCCUCCCCUUCUUCCAUCUUUCCCAAGCACGCGAAUUAGGGCACCCACCGCCGCGUAAUUCCCUGGUGACGGAGCCCCGCUCUCUUUAAACCGUCCUCCCCUCCCCUCCACCGCGGCGCAGGCGAUCGCCGCCCCCUUCUCCUCCUCCUUCCAUGGCGACCAACCCCGCGACCGUCGGCGGUCGCACCAGCGUCCGCGUCGUCGUCAUCGGCGACCCUGGCACCGGCAAGUCCAGCCUCAUCGUCUCCGUAGCCACCGAGACCUUCCCCGAGAACGUCCCCCACGUCAUGCCUCCUACCCGCCUCCCCGCCGACUAUUACCCCGAUCGCGUCCCCAUCACCAUCAUCGACACCUCCUCCAGCCCGGAGAACAAGACCAAGCUGAUCAGCGAGUGCCAGAUGGCCGACGCCAUCGUGCUCACCUACGCCUGCGACCGACCCUCCACCCUUGACCGCCUCAGCACCUACUGGCUCCCGGAGCUCCGCCGCCUUGAGGUUAAGGUGCCCGUGAUCGUUGUUGGCUGCAAGCUGGAUCUGCGGGACGAGCAGCAGAUGAGCCUGGAGCAGAUCAUGUCGCCGAUCAUGCAGCAGUUUCGGGAGAUCGAGACUUGCAUCGAAUGCUCCGCCCUCCGGCAGAUUCAGGUUCCUGAGGUUUUCUAUUAUGCUCAGAAGGCAGUGCUUCAUCCGACUGCCCCACUUUUUGAUCAAGAGAUGCAAUCAUUGAAGCCUCGAUGUGUGAGGGCUUUGAAACGGAUAUUCAUUCUCUGUGACCAUGAUAGAGAUGGAGCUCUCAGUGAUUCAGAGUUGAAUGAAUUUCAGGUUAGAUGUUUUAACUCUCCUCUGCAGCCUAUUGAAAUUGUGGGUGUCAAGAAAGUUGUGCAAGAGAAGAUGCCUGAAGGGGUUAAUGAGCAUGGUCUUACGUUGACUGGGUUUCUCUUCCUUCAUGCGCUUUUUAUAGAAAAAGGCCGUCUUGAAACAACAUGGACAGUGUUGAGAAAAUUUGGAUAUGACAAUGAUAUUAAGCUUAGGGAUGAUCUCCUUCCAUUAGCAUUUAAACGAGCCCCUGAUCAGAGUGUGGAGCUGACAAAUGAAGCUGUGGAGUUCUUGAAAGGAAUUUUCUUCAUGUUUGAUAUUGACAAAGAUGGGGCUCUGCAACCUGCUGAACUUGAUGAUCUGUUUUCAACUGCACCAGAGAGCCCUUGGUCUGAAGCUCCUUACAAGGAUGCUGCAGAAAAGAACGUGCUAGGAGGAUUGUCACUUGAAGGAUUUCUUUCUGAGUGGGCCCUCAUGACACUUCUAGACCCAGCAGGUAGUCUGGCGAAUCUGAUAUACAUUGGAUACCCUGGUGAUGCUGCUUCAGCAUUUCAUAUAACCAGAAAAAGGAGAUUAGACCGUAAACGGCAACAAUCCCAGAGGAAUGUUAUUCAAUGCUUUGUCUUUGGUCCUAAAAAUGCUGGAAAAUCUGCAUUGUUAAAUGCAUUGGUUGGGAGAACAUUCCCUGAGAAGGACACACCAACAACCAGCGAGCGCUUUGCGGCAAAUAUUGUAGAACUGCCAGGAGGAAUAAAAAAGACACUAGUAAUGCGGGAGGUACCAGAAGAUGAAGUCAAAAUGGUGCUGUCUAAUAAGGAGUCCUUAGCAGCUUGUGACAUAGCUGUAUUUGUUCAUGACAGUUCGGAUGAGAUCUCAUGGAGGAAAGCCAAAGAUUUGCUUGUGCAAGUUGCUAGUCAUGGAGAAAAUACCGGCUUUGAGGUUCCUUGCCUUAUUGUUUCUGCUAAGGAUGAUCUUGAUCCAUAUCCCCUGGCCAUACAGGAUUCGACAAGGGUAAGCCAGGACAUGGGAAUAGAGACACCUAUACCUAUCAGCAUAAAGUUAAGAGAUUUCAAUAAUGUAUUCCUUAGGAUAGUUACUGCUGCACAGCAUCCUCAUCUGAGCAUUCCUGAAACUGAAGCUGGAAGAAACCGCAAGCACUAUCGCCGGCUUGUGAAUCGUUCCCUCAUGUUUGUUUCAGUUGGAGCUGCUGUGGCAGUUGUGGGACUGGCUGCUUACAGGGUUUAUGCAGCUAGGAAGAAUACAUCAACCUGAGGAUCUCCGUUGGUGCCUCAAACCAGCUUGGCAAAAACAGCAGCAGCAGUUCUAGGGUUGCUAUUUUUUGGAACUAUCCUCCGUCAUCCUUUAGUUCUUUUAAGAUGUACAGUUGUCACUAGCUUCCAUCAAGGCCUGAGCAAAGUUCUUGCUGCCUCAAGUUGUUGGCUUCCUAGAUCAGUUUUUGAAAUGUUAAAUGCUGUUGCUUUGAGCCUUUUAUGAUGGAAAGCUUUUUAGUUUUUUUUUGGGGUGCAUAAGGGUUACCUCUACACUACAGGCUUUUUUUUUUUGUUAAUUCUCAUAACUAUUCAGUUUUAUUCAGGUAUCUCGAUUUUGAGAAGUUGGUGUUCAUGCC
Messenger RNA from Phoenix dactylifera (date palm), 2450 nucleotides. Its product is annotated as mitochondrial Rho GTPase 1-like. Gene Ontology annotation, biological process: mitochondrion organization. Gene Ontology annotation, molecular function: GTPase activity; calcium ion binding; GTP binding. Gene Ontology annotation, cellular component: mitochondrial outer membrane. The record is from RefSeq and is a predicted model, not a curated record. NCBI's taxonomy places the organism in Eukaryota, Viridiplantae, Streptophyta, Magnoliopsida, Arecales, Arecaceae.